Molecule: messenger RNA, 529 nt
Organism: Columba livia (rock pigeon)
Lineage: Eukaryota; Metazoa; Chordata; Aves; Columbiformes; Columbidae
Gene: MRPS18C
Product: mitochondrial ribosomal protein S18C
Exons: 6
Coding region: 94-486 (130 amino acids)
Biological process (GO): mitochondrial translation
Cellular component (GO): mitochondrial small ribosomal subunit; ribosome
Molecular function (GO): small ribosomal subunit rRNA binding; structural constituent of ribosome
Source: RefSeq, a predicted model, not a curated record
GAGUCGUAUUUGUGAGGGCGGGAGGGGUAAGGAAGCUUUCUGUAAUCAGGAGGAAGUGAGGUUAGGGCGGAAGUAGCGGCGCUGGAGGGCAGUAUGGCGGCGCGGGUGCUGGUGGAGGGGCGGCCAUGGCGGAGCCUGCUGCCCGCGGUGCUGUGGGAGAGGCCGCGCCGGCUGCAGCACCAGCGGGAGCCCGGCCGGUCUGACCAGCCUAUACAAAUGGAGAACCCCUAUAAAGAACCUCCUAAAAGAUGUGUCUUAUGUGGAAUAAAUGUAGACUACAAGAAUGUGCAGCUAUUGUCCCAGUUUGUUUCUCCAUAUACUGGUUGCAUUUAUGGCAGGCAUAUAACAGGCUUGUGCAACAAGAAGCAGAAGGAAAUUUCAAAAGCGAUUAAAAGAGCUCAUGUAUUGGGAUUUAUGCCAGUUAUGUUUAAGAACCCAUCAUUUCUCACAGACCCCAAGAUAUGUAAUAUCAAAUAUCCGGAGUAAUGUACUGUAAAGAAGUAAACAAUAAAACUACUUUUCACACUUA